Hyalella azteca is the source of this 792-nucleotide messenger RNA. Its product is annotated as SOSS complex subunit B1-B. The record is from RefSeq and is a predicted model, not a curated record. Gene Ontology annotation, cellular component: SOSS complex. The transcript has 5 exons. The coding region runs from base 82 to 792 and encodes 236 amino acids. NCBI's taxonomy places the organism in Eukaryota, Metazoa, Arthropoda, Malacostraca, Amphipoda, Hyalellidae. Gene Ontology annotation, biological process: response to ionizing radiation; mitotic cell cycle checkpoint signaling; double-strand break repair via homologous recombination. Gene Ontology annotation, molecular function: DNA binding.
CGUGUUGAUGUUUUGUUUGUUUACAAAUCGCUUGUCCAACAAUUUCUGGGUAAAAAAUUAAAAUUCGAUUUUCUCGUGAGUAUGGCAAAUAGAGGAAGAAUGACUGACAAUUCGAGAUUACCCGGGUCAGAGGCCAUGCAGACUCCUUUUUGCAUCAAGGAUCUCAAGCCCAACAUGAAGAAUUUAAAACUGGUUUUCAUAAUUUUAGAAAUUGCCCGACCCAGCCUGACCAAGGAGAACCAUGAGGUUCGGUCGUGCAAGGUGGCAGAUCGCACCGGCUGCAUCAACAUCAGCUUAUGGGAUGAACCUGGCAAACUCUUACAGCCUGGCGACAUAGUCUCCCUGAACAAAGGCUACACGUCGGUGUUCAAGAACUGCCUCACCCUGUACGUUGCAAAGGGCGGCGACCUGCAGAAAGUGGGCGACUUCUGCAUGCAGUUCUCAGAACAACCCAACAUGUCGGAGCCAAACCCAGAGUAUGCCUUGGCCGCCGCCGCCAACAACUCUAAGAACAACAGCAACAACAACAUCAAUGGUGGCAGUGAAAACAACAACAACAGCAGCAACAACAACAACCGGUCUAGCAACACUAACAACAGUGGUGGUGCUGGUGCUGGUGGGGGUAACAAUCGCUCUGGUAACAGCAACAGUAACAACACUAACAGUAGUAGUAGCAGCGGUGGUAACAAUGGCCGCCCUGGCAACAACAGCAACAUCAGCAGCAACAACAGCACCAUAAGUAGCACAAGCGAUACUUCAGCACCAAGAAGAGAACCGACACAAGGGGGCUAG